AUGUCAAACGAUGUGGAGGAUAUCGAUGGCAAUAACAUUCUUGCACAAGCGUUAAAACAUCAAGAUGUCGAAUAUGUUUUUGGCAUUGUUGGUAUUCCAGUCAUUGAAUUCAGCAUGGCCCUGCAACAAGUCGGCAUCAAAUACAUUGGAAUGCGCAAUGAACAAUCAGCAGUGUACGCAGCCCAAGCAAUCGGUUACCUUACGCGUACACCAGGUGUAUGUCUAGUGGUGUCCGGCCCCGGAUUGCUUCAUGUCACUGCUGGAAUGGCCAAUGCACAAAUCAACUGUUGGCCUCUAUUGGUUAUUGGCGGCUCUUGUGCAGAAGAUCAUGAAGGAAUCGGUGGAUUUCAAGAAUGCAACCAAGUUGAACUCAGCAGACCUUAUUGCAAGUACAGUGCAAGGCCCCCAAAUGCUGCUCUUAUACCUGUUCAUGUUGAAAAAGCAAUACGUUAUGCUACUUACGGUAGACCAGGUGCUGCAUAUUUAGAUUUUCCUGCCAAUCUAUUAUCAGCUCGAAUUCCUGUAGAUAGAGUUGUGAAAAAACCGUUAAUCUCACAACCUCCAGUCAUUUUCCCCGAUAUCCGAAAUAUUGAAUCUGCCGCUGAACUGUUAAUAAAUGCCAAACGACCUCUGGUUAUUGUAGGCAAAGGUGCUGCCUAUGGACGCGCAGAAUAUGCUAUAAGAAAUUUCAUUGGAGAAUUCGGCUUACCGUUUUUAGCCACACCAAUGGGUAAAGGUGUAGUGCCCGAUGAACAUUCUUUAAGUGUAGCAUCUGCACGUACUUAUGCCUUGCUAAAUGCUGAUGUAAUACUGUUACUUGGUGCACGAUUAAAUUGGAUACUACAUUUUGGUAAACCACCAAGAUUCAAUGCUAAUGUAAAGUUCAUACAGAUAGACAUAAGUGCAGAAGAGUUACACAAUAGCCAACAAGCUAGUGUAGCAAUUCAAGCAGAUAUGCACGCUGCAGUUAAUGCUUUAAAUGUUUGUUUAUCCAAGAAAAAAUGGCAUAAUAUAAGAAGCGAAUGGUUGGAUAAGCUUAAAGAAAAGUGUUUGUCAAAUAAAAAAUAUGUAGAGUCAAUGAUGAAAGAUACAUCCAUACCAUUAAACUACUACACAGUUUUUCGACAUGUGUAUGAUAAUAUUCCAAAAGAUUGUAUGAUUGUAAGCGAAGGAGCAAAUACAAUGGACAUUGGUAGAGCUGUAUUAUUAAACAAUGUACCUAGACAUAGACUUGAUGCUGGAACAUUUGGUACCAUGGGAGUAGGAUUAGGAUUUGCUAUUGCUGCAGCCUUAUGGUGUCAAAAAUAUGAACCUGGAAAACGAGUCUUGUGUGUUGAAGGUGAUUCAGCAUUUGGAUUUUCAGGAAUGGAAGUGGAAACAAUGGUCAGGUAUAAAUUACCAAUCGUCAUCAUCGUUGUUAAUAAUAAUGGCAUAUAUGGAGGUGUUGAUGAGUCCACUUGGUCUUUGGUGCAAGAUUCUGAUAACUUAACUGAAGUUAUUCCUCCUAAUUGCUUAUCCGUAAACAUUCAUUAUGAAAAUAUGUUGACUCUAUUUGGUCGCAAAGGAUAUUUUUGCACAACUGUUGAACAAGUUUCAAAUGCAGUGAAAAAUGCUUUUAUGGAUACAAGUGGACCUUCGUUUGUUAAUAUAAUGAUUAACCCAUCUGCUGAUCGCAAGCCACAAAAUUUUGCCUGGCUGACGGAAUCAAAAUUGUAA
Macrosiphum euphorbiae (potato aphid) is the source of this 1716-nucleotide messenger RNA. The record is from the annotation of a GenBank genome assembly. Lineage: Eukaryota; Metazoa; Arthropoda; Insecta; Hemiptera; Aphididae.